UGACGUUUGUAAAUGUCAACUUUUGACAGUGAUAGCUGUGAAAAGUUCCAAUCUGGGAUAUCUAUAACAUUCCCAAUACUUUUCCCAAUUACAUAAUAUAAAAUUAAAAGGAACUUGGAAGCGAUGGCAACAAAUAUUGCGAAAAAAUCCCUCUUCCGAGCCAUCGGGACCCGGGGAUACGCUCAACUGGCCCCAGUGAGCGGUACAACGAAUUACGAUUUAAAAAUCAACACUUUACCGAAUAAACUGGUGGUUGUCUCCGCGGAAAAUGAAUCACCCAUUGCCAGAGUGUCCAUAAUAUUUAGGGCCGGAGCAAGAAAUGAAACAAAUGACAACUUGGGUGCCAGUCACGUUAUAAGAGUGGCAGCUGGUCUGUCUACAAGAAAUUGCUCCCAGUUUGCUAUCACUCGUAAUAUCCAGCAACUUGGUGCUAACUUGACUGCCACCUCUGACCGUGAAACCAUUUCUUACACUUUGGAGGGAACCAGAAACGCUGUGGAGGCGGCUUUGCCUUUUUUGACUGAGGUUGCCACCCAGCAAGUGUUUAAACCUUGGGAAGUGGCCGAGCUGGCCAGUAGACUUAGGUUGGAGCUGGCUAUAAGACCCUUACAGUUGAGGGCUGUGGAUUUGUUGCAUAAAGCAGCGUUCCGUACUGGCCUGGGCAACUCUCUGUUUGUGCCCAAAUUCCAGAUUGGGAAAAUGUCUUCUGAAACUUUACAACAUUAUGUGACCAGCAAUUUCACUUCUGGCAGGGGUGCUGUGGUCGGUUUGGGUUUGGAGCCUUCUAAAGUGCAACAUUUAGCUCAGACUUUGAGUUUGGACACUAGUGACGGAAUUAACAAUACCAGCCCUUAUAAAGGCGGUGAAAUCAGGUCAGACAAGGGCGGAGACUUUGCAUUUGUCGCCAUUGCCGGAGAAGGAGCCAGUAUUAAAAACACGAAAGAAGCCCUGGCGGUAUCUGUGCUCCAAAAAGUGCUCGGAGGCGGUCCUAAAAUCAAGUGGAGCGCCCUCGAUAACGGUUUACUAAACCGUUCAAUCGCAGGCAGUACGAUCGAAGGAUUCGCCUCGCAAGGCAUCAACGCCAACUACUCGGACACCGGAUUGGUGGGCGUCCUACUGGCCGCCCCCGCCCGCUCCGCCGGCAAACUAGUCGAAGGAGCGGUGAAAGUUUUAAAAGGCGGCAACGUGACCGACGCGGACGUUUCCCGCGGUAAAAAUCAACUGAAGGCCGAACUGUUACUCGAGAUGGAGAGCGGCCGUAAGGCCGCCCAGGUUAUUGGAAAUCAGGCGGUUUUGACCGGGGCCGCCCUUUCCCCGUGCGAGUUGUCCGCCUGCGUCGAUUCGGUUUCUACUAGUGACGUGCGUGCCGCUCUCCAAAAGGCAGGCAAGAAGCUCACCAUUGCAUCAGUAGGAAACCUUUCCAAUGUUCCUUAUGCCGAUGAAUUAAAGUAAAUAACUAACUCUAGCUUUUCUCUGUAAAUUAUUAAUAAGUUAUUUUGUAAUAUAAUUUAUGUCCUUCAUAUUAUAACUGGGGCAUUUAAUAAAGUUUCCUUUUAUUGUUCA
This is a messenger RNA of Anthonomus grandis grandis, 1563 nucleotides long. RefSeq names its product cytochrome b-c1 complex subunit 2, mitochondrial (gene UQCR-C2). Gene Ontology annotation, molecular function: metal ion binding. The transcript has 7 exons. NCBI's taxonomy places the organism in Eukaryota, Metazoa, Arthropoda, Insecta, Coleoptera, Curculionidae. The coding region runs from base 124 to 1452 and encodes 442 amino acids. Gene Ontology annotation, cellular component: mitochondrion. The record is from RefSeq and is a predicted model, not a curated record.